CGUGUUGUGAGCCAUAGCCUGCAGCUUUAACCCUCGAGUAAACCCCAUGAUCGGACUCGCCUUUGCUUUGGGUAGAAUGCAACUUCCCUCGCCUCUCUUUCGCGGAAGAGAAAAGCAGGAAGUAAAAUAAACAGGAGCGACCAUGUGCCGUAGAAAAAAGGGGUGGAUGGGGGGGGGGGAACUUCGCUGCAACUUGGGAAGAAAAUUGCAGCAGGCUGCGUCUCUAGGGAUCGUCCGCCCCGUCGCUGGGACCCAGGAUCACAGAUCCAAAGUGGGAACUUUGAAUUUCGGCAGCGUAAAAGUGACAGCCGGGAGAGAGGAGACGCAGCGCCUCCCCAUCCCCUGCGCGAGGCAUAGAUUGCGCCGCUGAGUGCUUUGGAAACAUACGAUGGAAGGGCGCAAAAGUCUUUGUCUCCGUUGGGUGCUAAUUUCUCCGGGUCGGAUGAGAUCCUGCAGGGCGUGGAGCCUCGCCAUACUACUGGGUCUCACAGUGCAAGUAGCCUUUGGGGCUUUCCUGAUAAAUGUGGACGUGUCACAGACCGAAAGGGAAUUGAAGCACUUUUGGAAAAGCACAGGAUAUUGUCCUCCUCUACCACACAGGAAAGCAGAUUUAUUUGAUCUCAGCAAAGACCAAAUAAUUAACCUGGCUUAUAUUUCUUCUGUGCCACACAAUGGCAUCGAGCAAAUUCGAAUCCACUGGCUCCUGGAACUUAUUCAAGUCAGGGAGGCCAAUGGGACACUUCAUUACAAUUUCACCAACCUGGAUAACUUCAUGGAUCUUCUUUGGGAAAACAAGCUACGUCCUGGAUUCGAAUUGAUGGGAAGUCCCUCAGGAUACUUCACUGACUUUGAAGAUAAAAGGCAGGUGAUACAAUGGAAGGACCUGGUUACACAGUUGGCCGAAAGAUAUAUAGAACGUUAUGGAUUGAAGCAUGUUUCUAAAUGGAAUUUUGAGACUUGGAACGAGCCAGAUCACCAUGACUUUGACAACGUAUCCAUGACAGUUAAUGGAUUUCUCAACUACUAUGAUGCUUGCUCUGAAGGUUUAAGACAAGCCAGUUCUCAGCUGAAAUUUGGAGGUCCUGGAGACUCCUUCCACCCAUUCCCAAAGUCCCCCAUGUGCUGGAGCCUCCUGUGUCACUGCCACAAUGGAACUAAUUUCUUCACUGGAGAGACUGGCGUCCGGCUAGACUACAUUGCCAUGCAUAAGAAGGGAGCUGGGCGGUCGCUGUACAUCUUAGAACAAGAAACUGAAGCAGUGGGACAGAUCCAGAAGCUCUUUCCCAGGUUCACCUCUGUGCCUGUAUACAACGACGAGGCAGAUCCGCUGGUGGGAUGGUCCGUUCCGCAGCUGUGGAGAGCGGAUGUCACCUAUGCAGCCAUGGUGGCUAAGGUAGACUUGAGCUGCGUCGUUUUCUGCACCUCUACCAUCUCUUCUGUUGCACCGGUGCCCAUCCUCAUUUGUUUUAUCUCUAUAGGCCUCUGUUUAAACAUAGGUGUGAUUUCUUUAGCGUAUCACCUCUCCUGUCAAGGCUCACAGUGAGUUCCUUCUUCUGCAGAAGCCUUCGAAUUACUCGGCCCACUGGUGUAGCUUAUAAACAAGUAACUUUUUUGGCAGGUAGGUGGAGAAAAAAUCCCUGUGAAGCCUAUGAAU
Messenger RNA from Podarcis muralis (Common wall lizard), 1654 nucleotides. The record is from RefSeq and is a predicted model, not a curated record. NCBI's taxonomy places the organism in Eukaryota, Metazoa, Chordata, Lepidosauria, Squamata, Lacertidae.